GAGUUGGAUGAACAUUACAGUCGCGUUCUUGAAUACGCCGGGCAACUCAAGAAUCUCAACAUUCAAGAUAUUUGGGUUAUACAUUUCACAUGUGAAGAUGAUGCAGUUCAAAAUCCUCACUGGCAAUCCGACUAUCAGCUUAGGUUGCAAGGUCUGAAAGUCAUAAUGUUCUAUCACAACUUGAACUUCACAGAGGUUCGCGUGAGCACAAGAUGGCUAGACCAUUUAAAUGGUGUGCAAACCGUCAUUAACAAAAAG
Paraglomus occultum is the source of this 258-nucleotide messenger RNA. The record is from the annotation of a GenBank genome assembly. Lineage: Eukaryota; Fungi; Glomeromycota; Glomeromycetes; Paraglomerales; Paraglomeraceae.